This is a messenger RNA of Oryza sativa Japonica Group (Japanese rice), 869 nucleotides long. The record is from RefSeq and is a predicted model, not a curated record. Lineage: Eukaryota; Viridiplantae; Streptophyta; Magnoliopsida; Poales; Poaceae.
UAACCCAUAGAGAGCAACAUCGACAUAAACUAUCAUCAGCUAGCUGCGACAGCGAGCUAGUAGAAGCCAUGGACAUGGGCGGCAAUGGCAUGGCGAUGCCGCCGCCGCCGGCGCCGGUGAAGAAGGCGCGGUACAUGCACAUGACCUUCUUCUGGGGCAAGAACACGGAGGUGCUCUUCACCCUGUGGCCGGGCGCCAGGGGCGGCAUGUACGCGCUCGCGAUCCUCUUCAUGUUCGCGCUGGCCGUGCUCCUCGAGUUCCGCGGCUACCGCGUGCUGGAGGCGCGCCUCGCCCGGCGGCGCGCGCCGCGGGCGGCCGCGGCGCUGCGCACGGCCGUCCACGCCGUGCGCGUCGGCGUCGCAUACCUCAUCAUGCUCGCGCUCAUGUCGUUCAACGGCGGGGUGUUCCUCGCGAUCGUGGCGGGGCACGCCGCCGGCUUCCUGGCGUUCCGCGCCGGCCUGUGCGGCGGCGGGCCGGCGCCGCCGCUGGAGGAGGACCGCAAGAACGACCCCGUGUGCUGCUAGUAUGGCUUAAGCUGUCUCGCUCGUCAUGGUGUUCACGUGGCCUUUUCGCUUAAUUUGUUGAUGUUUUGUGUGUGUGCAUAUAGGUUUCAGGUGAUUGAAAUCUUUGAAAUUUGGGUCGGAUGAUCGAGUUUGUUUGGUUGUUUUGUUUUUCUCUCGUAAGGUCUACAGAUGUGACAUGAAAGUUAAUUUCUUGAUGUCAUCUUGGCUUGGAAUCUAUUACUAGUGGUGUCUGUCAAACUGUAAUUGUAUAGCAUAUGUCACUCAUUUGAUUGAUGCUGCCUCCCGGCUUUAGUUUCAAUUGUCUCAGAUUGGUUAUUAUAGUGUACCUGCAAAACUGUUCUUCAA